AUGUCAGACCUCCUUGAAAAGUCUCUUGACGAGAUUAUCUCGGCAAAAUCAUCAUCAAACAGAAACAGAAGCCCUAAAAGAGGCCCAAGACGCAGUGGUGGCAGAUCAGAGGCUCGCCGUGGCCGUCGAUUUUCCGACUCCAGACAAACACUGACCAUCAGGUUCCGCAGAGAUGGCAGCGGCGAUUAUUAUCGUCCAUCAUCAUCAUCAUCUAGAUCACCACCACCUCGUUAUCGUUCGUCAUCCGAUAGAUCAAAUCGGUAUUCGUCGCAUUCCCGAUCAUCCCCGGUGAGUCCAGAAAUCAUCAGGUUGGCGAAUGGUCAACCGUUUGUGAAGAUUGAGAAUUUGAGCGACGCGUUGACGGAACACGACAUCUCCGACCUUUUCUCGAGGAUUGGCGAGGUGAAUUUCUGUAGAAUUGAAUUCGACACCCGUGGCCGCAGUCAAGGGGUAGGAUAUGUUGGGUAUGUCAAUCCAAGUGAUUGUGCCAGUGCCAUUGAGCAAUUUGAUGGUAAAAAAGCAGUGGGCAACAUCAUAAGCGUGACCAAUGGGAUACCAUUGGCCGAUAGAAUAGGAUUAGGAGUCGGUGGAAAUAGAGGUAGAGGAAGUAGAAGAGGUGACAGAGAAAGAAGAGAACCAAAGCCACCGAAACCAACUUUGGAGGAUUUGGACGCCGAGCUAGAUAAUUAUAGAAAUCAAAAGGAUACUGCCAUGGAAGAGGUUAAAGAACCAUAA
Molecule: messenger RNA, 735 nt
Organism: Saccharomycopsis crataegensis
Lineage: Eukaryota; Fungi; Ascomycota; Saccharomycetes; Ascoideales; Saccharomycopsidaceae
Exons: 2
Coding region: 1-735 (244 amino acids)
Cellular component (GO): nucleus
Molecular function (GO): mRNA binding
Source: RefSeq, a predicted model, not a curated record